GCGGGCGGGCCGGGGGACGGCGGGGCGCGCGUGCGAAGCUCGGCCGACCUCCCUUUCUCUUUUCCCGUUCAGCGUCACCUCGGCCUCAGCUGGUCUGAGCCCUGCUAGGUGGGAAGCAUGAGCGGCAGCAACUUGAAUAGGAACGACGAGUUUGAUGAGCAGUUGCGAAUGCAAGAAUUGUACGGAGACAGCAAAGAAGGUGAUACCCAAGAUGAACCCAGUGAGGAAACGGAGUCUCUGGGGCAGCAGUCGGCUGACACCCCCUACGAAUGGGACCUGGACAAGAAGGCUUGGUUCCCCAAGAUCACCGAAGAUUUCAUUGCUACCUAUCAGGCUAAUUAUGGCUUCUCUAGUGAUGGCGCAUCUAGUUCUACUGCACAAAACCCAGGCACCAGUGUGAGAACUGAAGAAGAUCUUCCACAAAGAAAAACCCAGGAACUCACUGAUCCCAGAAAGAAAGGAGAGAAAAGAAAGGCUGAAUCAGGAUGGUUUCAUGUUGAAGAAGACAGAAAUACAAACGUUUAUGUGUCUGGUUUGCCUCCAGACAUUACAGUGGAUGAAUUUAUACAGCUUAUGUCCAAGUUUGGUAUUAUUAUGAGAGAUCCUCAAACAGAAGAAUUUAAAGUCAAACUUUACAAAGAUAACCAAGGAAAUCUUAAAGGAGACGGGCUUUGUUGUUAUUUGAAGAAAGAAUCUGUGGAACUUGCAUUGAAACUUUUGGAUGAAGAUGAAAUAAGAGGCUACAAAUUACAUGUCGAGAUGGCAAAGUUUCAACUGAAGGGAGAAUAUGAUGCCACAAAAAAGAAAAAGAAAUGCAAAGACUAUAAGAAGAAACUGUCUCUGCAACAAAAGCAGUUGGAUUGGAGACCUGAAAGGAGAGCCGGACCAUCCCGAAUGCGCCAUGAGCGAGUCGUCAUCCUCAAAAAUAUGUUUCACCCUUCAGAUUUUGAGGAUGAUCCAUUGGUGCUGAAUGAGAUCAGAGAUGACCUUCGAGUAGAGUGUUCAAAGUUUGGACAAAUUAAAAAGCUCCUUCUGUUUGAUAGGCACCCUGAUGGUGUGGCCUCGGUGUCCUUUAGGGAUCCAGAGGAAGCUGAUUAUUGCAUUCAGACCCUUGAUGGAAGGUGGUUUGGUGGCCGUCAGAUCACUGCCCAAGCGUGGGAUGGCACUACAGAUUAUCAGGUGGAGGAGACCUCAAGAGAAAGGGAGGAAAGGCUGAAAGGAUGGGAGACAUUCCUCAAUGCGCCUGAGGCCAACAGAGGCCUUCAGCGUUCCAGUUCUGUCAAUGCUUCAGAAAUGGCAGGGCCUUCUAGAAUGAGGCAUUUUUCAGAGCCCCAGAGCACACUGAAAAUGAAUGCUCAAGAAGCUGAAACUGGAGUGGUAUUUGAAGAACCUAUUGAUGAGAAGAAGUUUGAAAAGAUAGAAGAUGGAAGAGAAUUUGAAGAAGAUGCUUAUGGAAAAGAAUUUGAAGAAGAUGCUUAUGGAAAAGAUACUAAAGGAGACGAGCUUGAAAAAGAGAGCACAGAAGACUGCCCUGAAAAAGAAUCUGAAGAGGGCUGCUCCAAGAGAGAGGCUGGAGGAGACUGCCCUGAAAAGGAGUUUGAAGAGGGUAGUCCUAGAAAAGGGUUGAAAGAGAAUGGCUCUGGAAGAGAAUUGAAGAAGAGACUCAAGAAAGACGAUAAAGAGAACGGCCUUGCCAAUGAGUCUGAAGAUGAUGCUGAUAAGGAGUCUAAAGGGGAGGGCAGCUCCAAAAAAGAAUCGGAAGAGGAUGACUCCGAGAAGGAAUCUGAUGAAGACUGUUCGGAAAAACAGUCUGAAGACAGAUCUGAAAACGAAGUAGAAGAAAAUGGUGUCAAACAAGAUUUUGAUGAGGAUGGCUCUGACCGGGAGUUCCCCGAAAACCUUCUUGACAAAGAGUUAGAAGACAGUGACACUGACAAAUCAGAAUUAGAAGGCUCCGAAAGAGUUUUAGAUGUGGAAGACUCCGAGAGAGAGUUUGAUGAAGAGUCGGAUGAAAAGGAUGAAGAGGAGAUGUAUGAAAAGGUUUUUGAUGAUGAGUCAGAUGAGAAAGAGGAUGAAGAUGCAGGUGGAAAAGGGCAUGAAGAUGCUGAGGUAAAAGAGGAAGAAGAUGACAAAGAUGAAAAGCUGUUUGAAGACUCAGAUGAACAGGAAGAUGAGGAAGAUGCAGAUGGAAAAGAAGGCGAAGAUUUAGAUGAAAAGUUUUUUGAAGAUGACAACUCCAUUAAGUUUGAUGAUGAUAGUUCCUUUGAGAAGAUAUUUGAUGAUUCCGAUGAGAGGGGGACUCUGGGGAAUGUGCAGGAAGAGGGGCCACUCUCCACAGGCAGCAGCUUUGUUCUCAGCAGUGAUGAUGACAGUGAUGAUGAUGUCUAAUCUAAGCUUACUUUCUAGGGUGAGUCUCCAUCUGCAUUUGCCUGUGCUUCAGGGUCGUUGCUAGUAGUGUUAUGUGAACAUGCGUUUAGUGGUAGGAUGCUGUCAGAUUAAUGCAUCGGUUUUUUUAUUGUCUCCUUUACCUAAUAAUUUUAAAUGUAUGUUACUUGGCUGUUCAGGCAAAGCUGUUAUAAUGCAGAUAAACUGGAUACUUGUCCUUUUGUCAAAUUUGUUAAAUGCAUGCAGAAUAAUAUUUUUAAAAGUAUUCUGAU
Fukomys damarensis (Damara mole-rat) is the source of this 2657-nucleotide messenger RNA. RefSeq names its product HIV-1 Tat specific factor 1 (gene Htatsf1). Lineage: Eukaryota; Metazoa; Chordata; Mammalia; Rodentia; Bathyergidae. Gene Ontology annotation, cellular component: U2-type spliceosomal complex; U2 snRNP. The transcript is spliced from 9 exons. Gene Ontology annotation, biological process: mRNA splicing, via spliceosome. The coding region runs from base 118 to 2388 and encodes 756 amino acids. Gene Ontology annotation, molecular function: RNA binding. The record is from RefSeq and is a predicted model, not a curated record.